AUGCUGCGGUGGAAACCAACACGCCUGGAGCUCAAGCUCAAUGACAUUGAUGAGUGUGAGAGUGUUCGGAAGGACUUGGAGACACGCAAGAAACAGAAGGAAGAUGUGGAAGGUGGAGGAACCAGUGAUGGAGAAGGGGCCACUGGGCUUAGCAGUGACCCCAAAAGCCGGGAACAAAUGAUUAAUGAUCGAAUUGGUUAUAAACCCCAACCUAAGCCCAACAACCGCACAUCUCAAUUUGGAAACUUGGAGUUUUAG
This is a messenger RNA of Microtus oregoni (creeping vole), 258 nucleotides long. RefSeq names its product anaphase-promoting complex subunit CDC26-like. Bases 1 to 258 code for a protein of 85 amino acids. NCBI's taxonomy places the organism in Eukaryota, Metazoa, Chordata, Mammalia, Rodentia, Cricetidae. Gene Ontology annotation, cellular component: anaphase-promoting complex. The transcript has a single exon. Gene Ontology annotation, biological process: regulation of mitotic cell cycle; protein K11-linked ubiquitination; anaphase-promoting complex-dependent catabolic process. The record is from RefSeq and is a predicted model, not a curated record.